Molecule: messenger RNA, 2514 nt
Organism: Solea solea (common sole)
Lineage: Eukaryota; Metazoa; Chordata; Actinopteri; Pleuronectiformes; Soleidae
Gene: oxld1
Product: oxidoreductase-like domain containing 1
Exons: 2
Coding region: 169-543 (124 amino acids)
Cellular component (GO): mitochondrion
Source: RefSeq, a predicted model, not a curated record
UUCGUAUUUUGAGGACACAGGAAGCUGAAGCGGAGCAGCUAGCUUGUUUGUGCCCAGCGGCUAAAGAUGUGUGUGUGUGUGUUAUGACGUCAUUGAGAAGUUACACGUCAUAGUUUUACGUUAACCAGCGAGUGUCACGCAUCGCCGCGGUUCGCGGUAGCUGCGACGAUGCUGUGUUUGCGUGGAAAAGCGGCGAAAACGUCGGUUUCUUUACGGAAGCUGUGUGUCCUCUCACUGCUGCAGCGCCCCCUGCAGUCCUGGAACAGCACUGCUCGCAGUCUCUCUUCUAAACCUCCUCCACCUCUUACGCCCGACUCCUCUGAGUGUGAACCUGGUUCUCUUGACCAGGUUCCACCGCCCACUCCCACUCACUGUUGCAUGAGCGGCUGUCACAACUGCGUGUGGAUCGCUCACGCCGAGCAGCUGCUCGCGUUCUACCACGACGGAGGCGACCGGGCGAUCGCCGCCAUCGAGGAGAGCGUCAUUGACGAGAACCUUAAAACGUACUUGAAGAUGGAGAUCAGACUCCUGAAGAAGACGUGACGUGUUUUACCUCCACAUCUGCGCACGCUUCAGAAGACUGACACUGACUCCACGACUGAGGACGGAUUUUAGCCACUUUAUAAAAGACUAAACUUAUAAAAUCACGUCUUUUUCUCACUGUGAGACAGACUUUUCCAACAGGAACAGUGGUUUGUAAACCACUCACUCUCCCACACCAAACCCCAUAGAGAACAUCAGUGAUUUUAACAUCACACACACACACAGGAGUUGUUGAUCCACUGCUGCCUCCAUCACUAAGUUCUAAUGUCUUAUUUUAAUGAAUUCGGCAUUUGAUACUGUAUAUGUGAUUUAGACCAGCGGCUCCUGUGUUGAGCUUUGGUGUGGGAGAGUGAGUGCUUUACCGACAUAGAUUUUAAUUACAGUCGUUUGUAACAAACACAGGAGUUCAACAGAAAAUGUGUUCAUUUGAUUUGUGUGUGUUUUUUUCUUGAAUUCAAGCACAUUUUUAUUUAUGAAGUUAAAAUAUAUUUAUUUAUGUGUGAUUCUAUUUAAGAGUUUUAUUUAAAUUCUGUUUCUGAAUUUUAUUUUUUCAGGAAUAAAUGUUUCUUUCUUCCAGAAAAGAUCACUUUUUCCUGCCCUUUGUUUCACUGCAGCAGCAGAAUGAGCCACCGGAGGGCGCCGGACACUAACUGAUGUCAUGUCUAAAAAAACAUGUUAUUAAUAUAAACUAUUUUUAAAUGAUGUUAUUAGCUAAAGACUUUUCUGGAAUGGUUUAAAGAUGCAGCUCCCCCUUGUGGUGCUUCAGCGUUAAUCACUAGGACUGUAUGUUGGUGAAUAUUUUUAUCGCGAUGCGUGACAAUAAUAUCGUACGUCUUUGAUCUCGCUGAGACAUCACUCGCUCGCGUUUCUCUGAGAUGUCACCCUGACCCCUGACCCUGAUCUCCUCACACUGACUCAGCACUGAAAUCCUGUGAUUAUAAUGAUGAGCCAGCACUUUUUCUCUCUCUGUGUGUGUGUGUGUCUCAGACCGUCCAGUUCUUCUUUUGAUCUGGUUUGUCCAGAGGAUUAUAAUCUCACUGACCACUGUGACGCGAUGGAAACACACAGAUUACUGUCAGCUGACCUGUGUGUGUGUGUGUUCUCUCGUGUCCAUUUGAGGACUUCCAGUCGUUUCUGUGGCUCCUCUUCUGUUCCUGAUGACAUCGGGGGGGGGCGGAGCCUGGGGUUUGUACACCUGUUACCUUUGUUUGUGUGUGUGUGUGUUUUAUCAUUUUAAAUUGGUAAAGUGACAUUUAAUACAUUAAUUAAAACUUAUGUUUGCACAUUUGUUUUGGGGACACAAAAACCAUCACCUGCGUCCCAUAUGUGGGCCCUGACCCAGUGUUUGUGAACCACUGAGUUAGAUGAGUGAGGUUUUCAGUCGUUGGCGGUGGAUAAUGCUGUAAACGCAUGAUUAUUAUUAUUGUUAUUAUCAUUAUUAUUAUUAGGGCACGAGCACUAAUGCCAGGUGCUGAAACGGCUCUCUAGCGCCCCCUCAGGUGAAAACAGAGGCAAAAUUAAGUUCCAUCAAGUUUCCCGAAACUCAGUGUGUAGAUGUUAUCGACCAAGACGAACAGAAAAGUCCACCGUAACCAUGGCCUCAACUCAACAGGAAGUCGGCCAUUUACGCCCGACGUAAACGAGCAAAAGGUCGAUUCAAACGUGAGGUCAUGACAGCGUGCAGUCCUAGUUAUUGUUAUCAUUAUUACACAGGAGCACUAUUAUUGCACCACUUUAAAUGUUGUAUUUUUCACGUUCAAAACAGACCAAAAUCCAGACUUAAAUCUGGGUUCAUCAGGUCUUUUCUGAAGCUGAACCAUGGAAAUGACUCCGCCUCUGAACGUUUGAACUCAUGUUUAAAGACUCCGCCUCUUCUCUGUGGCUUCACAUCAGGAGAAUAUAUCAGAUAUAUCAGACAUGAGUCAUUAUAUUAUCAAAAUGAUUAUUUUUGCCAUCUUUAAAUAAAGAAAC